Messenger RNA from Stylophora pistillata, 491 nucleotides. RefSeq lists its product as uncharacterized. NCBI's taxonomy places the organism in Eukaryota, Metazoa, Cnidaria, Anthozoa, Scleractinia, Pocilloporidae. The record is from RefSeq and is a predicted model, not a curated record.
UUGGAACCCCUUACCAAGAUACUGAGCAUGCUUUUGGCAAGAACCGCUAGUCAAGUCCGUAUGAUUUGGCAGGCUCAUUGGCCAAAAGCAACAUGGAGCAGAAGUUUUGCCUGAAGACAGAGGAAGGAGACAAAAAAAAUGGUCUGCAGUGGCCAAGAGGUCAAUAUUGUAUUCUGAAGAAAGGAGAAUGUGCUGAGGGUUUCCGGCAAGGACACAUCAGAUGGGAUGACGAAAACAGUAACAACAAGGACAGACCCUCCGGUGCGCUUCCAGCCGGCAUGUAUGACAGGAACACCCACAUCCAGCAUUGCUGCGGCUCGGAUGGUCACGCCACCAAUGCCAUAAUUCUUCCUACGGACUCCCCCUUCGUGCUGCUGAAGUCCAACACGCAUCAGUGUCAGCAUGUCCGAGGAAUGCGAGCACGAGGUGAAUACUUCCAAUGGGAUUUAUUCCCUACUACAUAUAUUGUGGUGUCGUCAGCAUACAUAUAG